Microdochium trichocladiopsis is the source of this 1095-nucleotide messenger RNA. RefSeq lists its product as uncharacterized. NCBI's taxonomy places the organism in Eukaryota, Fungi, Ascomycota, Sordariomycetes, Xylariales, Microdochiaceae. The record is from RefSeq and is a predicted model, not a curated record. Bases 1 to 1095 code for a protein of 364 amino acids. The transcript is spliced from 3 exons.
AUGGCAGCAACCACGACCAUGAGCCCCCUGCGGCACUACUCACCACUUCGGGAGAUGAUCAUAGACAACUGUGCCCUAUUCAUGAAGAUGCCCCCGAGCCAUAUCAUGAUCAUCACAGAGAAAAGCCCAGCGGGGCAGAUCGUUGCCUGUGCCAUGGUUCGAGGCGUGGCUCCCGGCACGGUUGUCUGCUCUGACCCGUCAGGCGAUCUGGACAGUGCUCUGGCGUCGUUACACGACAAGUCGAUGAGGACGGUACACUGCCACAGGGGUGGUCACGGUGUGCAGCAUCAUGUCUCAAAUCGUCGCCCGAGGCUUGCUCCACGAGACUACAGCGACGAUGAAGACUGGCUCAGCGACUACGAUGUGCUGUCCGAGACAUCUGACGACACUGCCAUGGCGGACUGGCAAGACGAAGAGGGCAGCGACACUGAUGACGAUGCCGCACAAGUGUCCACGCCAGCUACCACCCUUGUCCCUUCGCCGCUGUCCGUUGAAGACAGAGUAUUCGAUAUAGUCUUCAGCGCAAACUGGGAGGGGCGAGGUCAGCAUCAGUUCCUUGCUCGGUCUCCAGCCGGCAUCAAGGCGCUGCAAGUUGCUGUUCUAGAUUACUGCCGCAAGUAUCCGACUGCAUUCCCUGGGCAGGUCACCCCCGCAAAGGCCGUCGAGCAGAAAAGCCCCAAAAUGCCCAUCACGACCACGGCAUCGGGCAUGGAUCACGAAGACGGGUCAACCCUGGCUGAUGAUGGUGGCGCACGCUCCAACGGCGACAGCAGCAGCGGUAGCCCAGCAGCUAAAGUAGCAGCAGGCACGACUUUGCAGGGCAGUGCUGUUGUAUCAACUGCGGCGGGGAUGCCCAGACCGAGCCCGUACGAGCAGAGGCACAGCGUCACGGUGUGGUGGAACGGCGGCAUCCUCACGGCCAAGAUCCGCUCUGCAGGUAGCGGUGACUCGGCGGUCAAAUACGACGUCAAAGCAUACAGCGGUGACAGCCUGGCUCCGUUCUUCCGCAUGAUCUCGCAAUCGGGCAAGGUUCCAACCGUGGAGGUCGACAUUGACUUCUCCGGCCGCUCUGCCGACGCUACAAUCAUGCACUGA